This is a messenger RNA of Budorcas taxicolor (takin), 1553 nucleotides long. RefSeq names its product eIF5-mimic protein 2-like. The record is from RefSeq and is a predicted model, not a curated record. NCBI's taxonomy places the organism in Eukaryota, Metazoa, Chordata, Mammalia, Artiodactyla, Bovidae. Gene Ontology annotation, molecular function: protein binding. Gene Ontology annotation, cellular component: membrane; cytoplasm.
AGCAGAGGAGACACCGCCGCAGUUGCUGCCACCUCCGGGGUUUCUGGCUCUUUUCUCAUCGCCUUAAAUUCGGGUGUCUUUUAUGAAUAAUCAAAAGCAGCAAAAGCCAACGCUAUCAGGCCAGCGUUUUAAAACCAGAAAAAGAGAUGAAAAAGAGAGGUUUGACCCUACUCAGUUUCAAGACUGCAUUAUUCAAGGCUUAACUGAAACUGGUACUGAUUUGGAAGCAGUAGCAAAGUUUCUUGAUGCUUCUGGAGCAAAACUUGAUUACCGACGAUAUGCAGAAACACUCUUUGACAUUCUGGUGGCUGGCGGAAUGCUGGCCCCAGGUGGUACACUGGCAGAUGACAUGAUGCGUACAGAUGUCUGUGUGUUUGCAGCACAAGAAGACCUGACCAUGCAAGCAUUUGCUCAGGUUUUUAACAAGUUAAUCAGGCGCUACAAAUACCUGGAGAAAGGUUUUGAAGAUGAAGUUAAAAAGCUGCUGCUGUUCUUAAAGGGUUUUUCAGAGUCGGAAAGGAACAAGCUGGCUAUGUUGACUGGUGUUCUUCUGGCUAAUGGAACACUUAAUGCAUCCAUUCUUAAUAGCCUUUACAAUGAGAAUUUGGUUAAAGAAGGGGUUUCAGCAGCUUUUGCUGUAAAGCUCUUUAAAUCAUGGAUAAAUGAAAAAGAUAUCAAUGCAGUAGCUGCAAGUCUUCGGAAAGUGAGCAUGGAUAACAGACUGAUGGAACUUUUUCCUGCCAAUAAACAAAGCGUUGAACACUUCACGAAGUAUUUUACUGAGGCAGGCUUGAAGGAGCUUUCAGAAUAUGUUCAGAAUCAGCAAACCAUAGGAGCUCGUGAGGAACUCCAGAAAGAACUUCAAGAACAGAUGUCCCGUGGUGAUCCAUUUAAGGAUAUAAUUUUGUAUGUCAAGGAAGAAAUGAAAAAAAACAACAUCCCAGAACCCGUUGUCAUUGGAAUAGUAUGGUCCAGCGUAAUGAGCACUGUGGAAUGGAACAAAAAAGAGGAGCUUGUGGCAGAGCAAGCCAUCAAGCACUUGAAGCAAUAUAGCCCUCUACUUGCUGCCUUUACAACUCAAGCUGAAGUUCUGAGUGAAGAACCCAUUCUAAAAUGGUAUAAAGAUGCACACGUUGCCAAGGGGAAGAGUGUCUUCCUUGAGCAAAUGAAAAAGUUUGUAGAGUGGCUCAAAAAUGCUGAAGAGGAAUCUGAGUCUGAAGCUGAAGAAGGUGACUGAAUUUUGAAACUACACCGUCAGUAAAGCAAACAGGAGUUGUAGAUAAAAUGUCAUGUCUCAUGUGUCCUGGUUCUUACAUCUUCCUACCUCCCUAUAUCAAGCAUGAUAUAAGGGCUUUCAUGGCAAAUUUUAUUUUAACUGUUUCUAUGGUUACUGGAAAUGUUGGAUUUAGUUUCUAAAACCAUGUUUUAGGUAGCUACAGGAGCUAUAGAUUUGAAUCUGAUGUUGCAUUAGUCUUUUCAGUUAUCUUCUACCUCCUGUAUUUUCUACUGUAAUAAUGUAAUUUAAGGCCUUCCACAAUGAACAGUUCACUUUA